UCCCCACCUGCGGACUCAUGGCGACAACAUACACCCUUGAACAAGUGCGACAGCACAGCAAGAAAGACGAUCUAUGGAUCGUCGUUCACAAUAAAGUCUACGAUAUCACAAAAUACCUCGAGGAACACCCCGGUGGUACCGCUGUCCUACACGACGUCGCCGGCACUGAUGCCACCGAGGCCUUCGAGGAGAUCGGGCACUCCGAAGAAGCGCGCGAGUCGCUAGAAGCGUUCUAUAUUGGCAAUCUUCCAGAGACGGAGCAAGCGGAAGCCGUCGAUGUCUACCGUCCCCAAUUCGAGCAUGUCUCUCAAGUUGCAGCCAUCAUCCCUGACCGUAAACGUGCAGCGGGGUUCCCCCGAUUGGUGAAUGCCAUUGUCAAAAUAGGGCUUGCCGGAGCGUUGGGCGUUGCUGCGUACAGAGGCUAUCGCAACGGCUUUGCAGCUUUGAAGUCCGUCUCCGCUGGCCGCUAUCUGACAUGGCUUCAAUCCUCGCAUGGAGCAUCAGGGUCCUCAGGCUCAUUCUGGUCUGGGUUUGGCCUUGCCAGCAUCACGCAGCUCUCUCUCACAACAGGCCUGGUGAUGUGGAUUUCUACCAAGCUCGACGUCCAUGAAGAGUUCACCCACCAUAAACCUUACCGGCCUCUCCGACGGGAUGCUAUCAUUCUGAGAAAACCCGGUAAACCAGUCAAAGCCGCGAAGACUCCGCCUCUCGAUCCUCAGAAAUGGCGCAAAUUCAGGCUUGCUAGCAAGGAUCACGUCUCUCCCAACGUUUACCGCUUUGUAUUUGCCCUCCCCCACGCUGACGACGUCCUCGGUCUACCCACGGGGCAGCAUAUUUCCCUUCGAGCGACUAUAAACGGCCAAAGUGUCUCCCGCUCCUACACACCCGUAUCGAACAAUACCGAUCUUGGCCGCAUCGAACUCCUCAUCAAAGUCUACAACCAGGGCUUAAUGACCAAGCACCUCGAGUCGAUGAGUAUCGGAGACGAGAUCGAGAUCCGAGGACCAAAGGGCGCCAUGAAAUACUCCCGUUCAUACGCAAAACACAUCGGUAUGAUCGCCGGCGGAACCGGCAUCACGCCCAUGUACCAAGUCAUCCGUGCCGCUAUGGAGGAUCCAGAGGACCGCACCAGUAUCAGCCUGCUUUACGCCAAUAAUACCGAGGAAGAUAUCCUGCUCCGUGAGGAACUGGAUGCGCUCGCGAAACGGCAUCCGGAGAAGUUUAAGGUGCAUUAUGUUCUUUCCUCCCCUUCGGACACCUGGCGGGGAAGCAAGGGGUUUGUGACGGUUGAUCUGAUUAAGGAGCAUCUUCAUGCCGCGGCGGAGGAAGCAAAGGUUCUCCUCUGCGGUCCUCCGCCGAUGAUCAAUGCCAUGAAGAAGGGCCUUGUAGGACUGGGAUUUCAGGAGCCUGGGGCGUUUGCAAGGGCAACUGAUCAGGUAUUUGUGUUUUAGUUCAUUAUACAAUUUGGGCAAUUUAGAUCAGAUAGAUUUGUGGCCUUUUGCUUGCCAUCCUUAUUUCACUUAGUUUUAU
This is a messenger RNA of Monascus purpureus, 1530 nucleotides long. The record is from the annotation of a GenBank genome assembly. NCBI's taxonomy places the organism in Eukaryota, Fungi, Ascomycota, Eurotiomycetes, Eurotiales, Aspergillaceae.